ACUAUCGAUGCUUGUGACGAAAGCGUUCAAGUGAUUUUUUCCCUGCUUAUCGGCAAUGACACAGCUUUUGGGAUCCGUAUGGAUUCUAAGUGGUAAAUAUGUAUGUAUAUAUACUACUUCAGUGAAUGGUUCCUCAGCUGACCGUUGUCGAUGAGAAGAGGACGCUGCAGUCAUUCGCGAAAUUGUAUUAGGAUUUCAAUGCUUGCAACUUCUGAACGUGCGAUAACGCGACAGUGCUACACCAAGCGGCCAAAGCCUGAGAUUGUAAUUAAUACUACAACCAGGUUUGAUAAUGCUUCACUGGCAAUGAUAUUAAAAGUGUAGUAGCAGAGACAGUACAUACGUAGUAGUAGUAAGUAAUCACAGUGGUGCAGUGUGGUGUGUAUGCGAUUAGUAGUGUCGGUCCGUUCAUAUUUUUAUGGAGUCACAUCGAAUUUCGAAGCUGACUGGUUUUCUGUGAUUCGAUACUGCGAGUUAUAACCUGAAAUCCAUUCGCAACCAAUUGUCGUACGCUCGUAGAAUCUAUGAACAGAGAAAACCUUCGAAUAGUGUGAAUCGCGUUGACGUUAUGAGAGAAAAAAUAUUUGACAAAGUGUCGUAUACUUCAUUCCCAUGGCUAAAGGAAAAUUAAGGGGCUCGGAUUCUAAUAAUAAGUUAACAGCUUCCAAUGCUACUUUUAAAAAUGGAGAGACUUAUACGUCAGAGUUUGAGAUUAAUGAAAUACCACCUAGUGCCCGCACGUUACUUACAAAGGGUUACAUACAAGAUGAAAUCAACUCCUAUUCAGGUGCCACUGUAUCAACGCGUGGGCGUUUUAUGACAGAGCAGGAAAAAAUACGCUGUCCUAAUGAACGUCCCUUGUACUUGUAUAUACAGGGCCAUACAAAACAUAAUGUAGACUUGGCUAUACAAAAGAUUCAUGAGAUCAUUAAGACAGAACACCAGAGUUCGUUAAAUAGGCCAAGUAGAUUUACUAAUGCGCCACCUCCGCUUAUGAGUUUACAUUCCGGUAUUACAUCUGUGGAAAAGAUUUGUGUUGGUAUAGAAAAUGCUCCAGAAGGGUUUGAUUUACGAGGUAGAAUUAUAGGUGCAGGUGGAGCAAAUUUGUUAUACAUUAGAGCAGAAACUGGUGCGAAUGUAACCUUAAGAGGCAGAGGAUCACAAUUUGUUGAUUUAGGUUUAGGAACCGAAUCUCCGGAACCGCUUCAUUUGUAUAUAGAGCAUCCAAAACCGGAAGCAUUACAAAAUGCAAAACAGUUAGCAAUUAAUUUAAUUCAAACAAUGCAGUCUGAAUUACAGUCAUACAUACAGCAACAACCACCACCAGUACAAUCACAGCAAGUUAUAGAACAGUCGCAAAUACAACAAACAGAAUUUCAAACCAUGAACAUUGGUACUUUGGGACCACCUAAUGUUGUUACUAUACAACAUCAAGACAUAAUUCAACAUCCUCAAAGUAGUGUGGUAACAUUGCCUGCAACAAUUCUUACUGCUACAGUGGCUGGUGCGCCAGGGUCUGGCAUAACAGUUCCUCCACCUGGAGUACACAUUCCUCCUCAUUCUGGGCCAUUGGUGCCACCACCGCAAGCUCAGGAAAUACAAACAUUCAUGCCACCCCCGCCGGUUGGACAAGUGCAAUUAAUUGGACCACCAUCGACAGUCAGUCAAGUGCAAUAUCAGAUCCAUCCUGGACAACCCUUGCAAAUUCAAGGACUUCAACCUGGUUCGCAAUCGUCGCCUCAACCUGUGGCUCAGAUGUACGUGAUGAGUCAGCCACCUCCACAGAAUCCAGCUCAACAAAACUUUAUAACGAGCAGUAGUGCACCGGUUAGCGGUGCAGUUUCCUACGUGUACACGCAACCGAAUGUGCAAAGGUCUUCUACACCUCCCCAAGGAAUGAUCGAAGCCGUCAACGUCAAUUUACAACAACCACCUCCGGCGGCGCCAAUUAACAUAACCCAACAACCACCUCCACCAUUGUUACAUCUUCAUUUUCCACCUCCGAACUUCCCACCAAAUCAACCACCACCUCCUGUACCACAAACUUAUCAAAUACAGUACCAGCAGGUUCAAGCGCCGGUAUCUCAAGCACAAACACAAUUUGUGUUGCAACCUGGCGAACAUAUGGUUCCCCCUCAAUUGCAACAAAACCACGAGCAGUCUCAAGCUGUGGCUCAACAUAUGUUGCCUCCACAAUUCGAAGGUCAUAGUCCACAAUUUCAUCUACAAGUACCUCCACCAUCCACGCAGACUUUUUUGGUCCCCAAUGCUCAGUCUCCACAACACCCGCAACAACAUCCUCUCACUCCUGGAGGUGAAGUUCAACAUCAACAAGAUGGACCGGAUCAGGGUCCUCAACCUCAGCCAGUUCCACCUCCACAAAUUGUACCACCACCAUCAGCGGCUCAAAUGACAAAUUCUAUGAAUGUUCUUACAAGUAUUCCUCCGCCAACACAGGCACCACCUUCGCAAAAUGCCCCAUGGUUAUAUCCACCGCAACAACCACAACAGAUGCUACAAUCUCAGGGUCAAUUGCAGGUCCAAAUGCCACCAGGAAACAUGCCUCUGCAUAAUGUACCUCCGCCACAAGUUCAAGCCCAGAUACAAUAUCAUGCUCAACAUAUGCAGUAUCAGAAUGGUCAUAUGCCACCACAAGUACACUACACUGUGCAGCCACCUCCUCAGCAGUUCGAUCAAAAACCUGAAUCGCCGGAGCAGAAAUCUCAUGGAGUGAAAAGAAGGUUUUCAGACGUUGAAGCGAACCCGGAAACACCACCCUAUCAGUGUGGUCCAUUACCUGCUCAGCGUCAUGGAACAGGAGAAGGUGAACGGCAGCAACAAGUCUUACAUGGUCCAUCACCAACAGCUGCGGGUCUACCUCAUGGAGAUCGAAACAAGCUGCUAAUGCCACCUCCACAUUCAGGUGAAAAACGGAGCAUGGACCAAAAACCUGCAGGCAUAAAUUCAGGAAAUGAACAGAAUCCAAUGGGAGAUUCUGUAAACAUUCAUGCCGGAGGCGGUCCGCCUCUUCCUCCUCCACUUCCUCCACAGGCACCAUGGCAGGCACAUCAUGUCAGAGCACCAUGGGGUAGACCACCACCAAUGCCACGAGAUGGAGACCAUCAAGGAAUGUGUCCCGCUUUACCUCCUACAAAUAUGCCACCACCUCAAAUUAGACCCAGAGGACCUGUUGAAGGCAAUCGAUCGCCUGUUCAAAAUGCGAUGCUGGAGCACCCGAUGAAUGUCGAGUAUAAUCAAAUGCCACAGUACACGACAAAACCUCCCCCUUACAAUUCACACCCAUUGAUGCAAUCCAUUUGUAAUCCACCGCCGCCUCCUCCACCGCAUCAUCAACAGCGACCGCAGCAUCCUCCUCAGUCGAUGCAGCAUUACCAGGUGCCAAUUUCUCAAGCAUAUCAGCCGCCGACUUCCUGUCCACCAUGGAUGAAUUAAAAAACGGAAACAGAAAAACAAAACCAUGACAUUAUACACAACACGCGAACAAAGUACUCUUACGCUAGUACCUUAAGAUGGCCAGGUGCGGCUUGUCCGAUUACAUCGGUGCGUUUCCACUUCGGAUGCUAUACCGAGAUGCGAUGGAACCACGUUAAGCGGACGAACGUUGCAUUGCGUUGUCUUCAUUCGAUUGUUCCUUGUGAUUGUUAAUUAUAAUUUAAAUAUCCGUUACGUCGACAGCGUCGAUGUAGAAUACGCUGUUCUGUGAAAUCGAAAAGAUGUGUACAUGUUAAGAAAAUUAUUUAUAGUGAACCAGUAUAAGGCUUUAGAUAGCAGAACGCUAGUAAUGAAUUUAUAAAUACCGUGUUAACUUAUAAGAAGAGUAAUUCGAUUGGUCAAUUUAGAUGUGCAAAAUCGAGACGCGUUGGUUCGCGCGGUUCGUUUAAACGAAACGACUACUCUUCUGAUCGUCGGUGCAAUGUGGGUGCAUAUAGUUAGAAAGAAAUAACCGGCAUUAGUUCCAAGAGAUGAUAUGCUUUCAAUAUUCACGCACACAGACACACCGCGAGGAAAACCUAGAACUAUGUACUUUUUGUAUUUAUAGGACGUAAUUAAUCCCUUUCUCGAAUUUACCGUACGCUGUAUGUUCCCUUUCUUUAUCAGUACGCCGUAUCUGUUUCUAGAUAGACAAUACAUAUGCGAUAUGUAAGAUUUUCUAUGGAAACGUGAUUAAAUCGUUGCUGACGACCCUACGAUCCGACACAUGGACUUCUCUGUAAGCAACGCUAGACGAAUGUAUCACUGUUACAGUACAACUUCUCUGGUUUUACGAUUUAUGCGAACAGGGUCACUAAUCGCUCCUCACACCCCAUACAUGAUUCUGAUAUAGGAAUUUUUGAAAACAGUAUGGUUCUUUAGCAUUACACGAUCAUGUGCGUCGCGCUCGAACCGAUUGAAUUUGGACUGAUCUACCAAAUUCUUUACUUUGGGUUAAGACACCGUUUUUUUAUGGUUUAGUUAUAAAAAUAUAUUUUCCGAUGGAAUAUAAUUUUUUGAAUAAAUUAAUUUAAUCAGAA
Molecule: messenger RNA, 4532 nt
Organism: Megalopta genalis
Lineage: Eukaryota; Metazoa; Arthropoda; Insecta; Hymenoptera; Halictidae
Cellular component (GO): nucleus
Molecular function (GO): RNA binding
Source: RefSeq, a predicted model, not a curated record